CCUGAGCUCAAAUCUCUUCUUUAAUCAAACCGGACUAGACUUCCCCGCGUCACGCGCGGAUCUGGGAGAGUAGUAUAAAUGGGCGGGUGGUGCAGGUGCGGAGUUAGUUCACCCACUAGUGUGUGUAUGUGUGUAUUUUGGGGAAACUCGGAAAGCUAGCAGCAACUUUUAGCCUGUUCCUCUCGCGACCGGUUUUCCCGCGCUAUGUGCGUUGCCUGGAGACAGAGACUGGCCGUCCCAGCUUUCGCUCUGCUAGUGAUGGUAGUUUGUGAAGCUCAGCUGGAAAAUGAGGCACAACUUUCAAAAUUAGUGUAUCCACGAGGGAACCACUGGGCUGUAGGACACCUGAUGGGGAAGAAGAGCAUAGAUGAGUCGCUGGACUCGGUCGAACAAGACAGUGGAGGCCAGAGAUAUUUAACCACAGCAGAGGUUGAGGAAUACACGCAGCCGUCCGGAUUUCUGCAGGCGCUCAUCACUGCUCUGGCUGGACCAGAGAGAGCAAGAGCGAGAGGAAGAGGAAGAGAGAGAGACACCGUCCUGAGACAGCAGCGUGCUCUGGAGCAGAGGAACCUCUUAGAAGAGCAGCUUGAGCGAGAGAGAGAACAGGCGACAAAGAUUUUGCUACUGGCUUUAAACAUGAGGGACUCCAAAACAAGCUGAAGAUGAGCACUGUGGCCUGAUUUAUCAAAGACUUUGUGGUUGGAAGCAGCAGAAACGUGAUAACACUGCCUCACAGCUGUCUCUGUUCGAAAAAUAAAGUAAUAUGCAUUAUA
This is a messenger RNA of Astyanax mexicanus (Mexican tetra), 773 nucleotides long. Its product is annotated as gastrin-releasing peptide. The transcript is spliced from 3 exons. Lineage: Eukaryota; Metazoa; Chordata; Actinopteri; Characiformes; Acestrorhamphidae. Gene Ontology annotation, biological process: neuropeptide signaling pathway. Gene Ontology annotation, molecular function: neuropeptide hormone activity. The coding region runs from base 205 to 660 and encodes 151 amino acids. The record is from RefSeq and is a predicted model, not a curated record.